AUGCCCGACCCCACUCAGGAUGCUCCCGGGCACUAUUGGCUGGCAGCCCCCGACGCCCCCGGGGGGCUGGGGGACAUCAGGGAGUCCCCUGCUGCCGAGCCCCCCACCCCCAAGGGCACUCCCAUCCUCCGGAGGAAGACUGGGGAGGACGGAGAGGAGUUGGUGGAGGAGGAGCCACAGAAGGAAGAGGAGCCAGCAGGUGAGGCGGAAAAAGCUGACAUGGAGAAUGGGGAGAAGGCCGGGGCAGAGGGGGAGCCUGAGCCUGGUGCCCCCGAGGAGGAAAUUGGUCGCCCGGAGUGGAAGGAGCUGCCGGCCAAGGGAGCCUUCGAGUUCUGGGCUGAGCUGGAGGUCCAGAGGGUCAAAUUCCUGAACUACCUGUCCAGGAACUUCUACAACCUGUGGUUCCUGGCACUCUUCCUUGCCUUUGCCAUCAACUUCAUCCUCCUCUUCUACAAGGUGUCAGAGCACCCUCCAGGUACUGAGGAGGAGCUGGAGGGCUCGGGGCUGGCAGCGACGAUGGCUGGGGGGGCCGGGGAGGAGAGCGUGGUCUAUUACUUCUUGGAGGAGAGCACGGGCUACAUGCAGCUAGUGCUGCAGGGCCUGGCCCUGGCCCACGCCCUCAUCGCCUUCCUCUGCAUCAUCGGCUACAACUGCCUCAAGAUCCCGCUGGUGAUCUUCAAGCAGGAGAAGGAGGUGGCAUGGUGCCUGGAGUUCUCAGGGCUCUACAUCACCGAGCAGCUGCCAGACGAUGACAUCAAGGACCAGUGGGACCGGCUGGUGCUCAACACCCAGUCCUUCCCCAGCAACUACUGGGACAAGUUCAUCAAGAGGAAGGUGCUGGAGAAGUAUGGGGAUAUCUACGGGCACGAGCACAUUGCAGAGCUGCUAGGGAUGGAGCUGGCCAGCCUGGAGAUCGGGGUGCAGGGCGAGAGGAAGGUCCCCGACAGCUCCCUCCUUACCUGGAUCACAUCCAUCGACAUCAGGUAUCAGAUCUGGAAGUUUGGGGUCAUCUUCACUGACAACUCCUUCCUCUACCUCACCUGGUACAUGGCCAUGUCCCUCCUGGGCCACUACAACAACUUCUUCUUUGCCUCCCAUCUCCUGGACAUCACCAUGGGAGUGAAGACCCUCCGCACCAUCCUCUCCUCCAUCACCCACAAUGGCAAGCAGCUGGCGAUGAUGGUGGGGCUGCUGGCCAUGGUCGUGUCCCUCUACACCGUGGUGGCCUUCAACUUCUUCUGCAAGUUCUACAAGAGUGAGGAUGAGGAUGAGCCUGACAUGAAGUGCGAUGACAUGAUGACGUGCUACCUGUUCCACAUGUAUGUGGGGGUUCGGGGGGGGGGCAUCAGGGACGAGAUCGAGGACCCGGCAGGGGAUGACUAUGAGCUGUACCACGUCGUCUUUGACAUCACCUUCUUCUUCUUCGUCAUCGUCAUCCUCCUGGCCAUCAUCCAGGGUCUGAUCAUCAAUGCUUUUGGGGAGCUGCGGGACCAGCAGGAGCAGGUGAAGGAGGACAUGGAGACAAAAUGUUUCAUCUGCAGCAUCGGGAGAGACUAUUUCAACAUGACCCCCCACGGCUUGGAGACCCAUACGCUGGAGGAGCACAACCUGGCCAACUACAUGUUCUUCCUGAUUUAUCUGAUCAAUAAGGACGAGACGGAGCACAUGGGGCAGGAGUCCUAUGUCUGGAAGAUGUACCAGGAGCGCUGCUGGGAUUUCUUCCCCGCCAGUGAUUGCUUCCGCAAGCAGUACGAGGAUCAGCUGGGGUGA
Molecule: messenger RNA, 1770 nt
Organism: Harpia harpyja (harpy eagle)
Lineage: Eukaryota; Metazoa; Chordata; Aves; Accipitriformes; Accipitridae
Product: ryanodine receptor 1-like
Biological process (GO): calcium ion transport; transmembrane transport; intracellular calcium ion homeostasis
Cellular component (GO): Z disc; calcium channel complex; smooth endoplasmic reticulum
Molecular function (GO): ryanodine-sensitive calcium-release channel activity
Source: RefSeq, a predicted model, not a curated record